This is a messenger RNA of Suillus plorans, 717 nucleotides long. RefSeq lists its product as uncharacterized. NCBI's taxonomy places the organism in Eukaryota, Fungi, Basidiomycota, Agaricomycetes, Boletales, Suillaceae. The transcript has a single exon. The coding region runs from base 1 to 717 and encodes 238 amino acids. The record is from RefSeq and is a predicted model, not a curated record.
AUGAACUUGAAUAGAUGGAAAACAUACAUGCAAAAGGAGAUUAUCGAUGGGGUUCUGUUGUUGGCUGCACAGAAGUUAUGCAAAUCUGUGAGAUUUGAUUCAAAGGCUACCGACCAGGCUCUUGCAGUACUGUCUCAGAGAUCCAGUCUCAACAUCUGCCUUGGUCACCCCCAUGUCAUUUCUUAUCUCAAAACAGGAGUGGCUAGUCACUUGUGGAUAUGCUUUUCAAUGACUGAAGAUAGGUUCUGGAGUUUUACUGGUUACCCAUCAGAGCCCCUUCUGUCUUGCGUCGCAGCAAUGUUGCUCCAUGAAGCACCCAAGCAUUUGAAGAAUGCUUUGCAGGUCUUGAGGGAGAAGGUCGAUGGUGGGAUGGUCGACAUUGGACAGACCAGAGAGUUGACCAGCAGACUUUUACUGCUUCUUGCUAAGGAUCUCUGUAUACGCCAGUCAGACCCCUCUGAAGGCAUGGUCCAGGAUUUACAAUAUAGCAGAAGUGUGGAUGCCGAACUGCUAGACUGUCAGAAGGUCUCCAUUGUCGAGUUUCUGGAGUACCUUUUUGGCCCGACAUUCUGGUCAAAGGCAGGAGGGGAGGCCAAGACAACUUUUCAGCGUGCCUAUAUCAACUUUUUGCACUGGCUACCCAUGUCAGAGUUUAUCUUCCCUCCACUGCCAGUGGCAGAUGAUUCCAAACACACUACAGUGGAGAAGUCAAGGUAA